AUUGGCCAAGACGGUCAGAGCGGAAGAAACGCGAUGAUGUCAUUAUUCUGGGUUUGUAUUAUUGGAACUGCGCAACACAAUCUCACCGGCAUUCAUACUCUUCCUUAUAAAGACCUCACUGCAACGGAGGUCACUGAUUAGCAGUCUCUGUCCGAGGAGACGGCCCAGGACAGUAGUUCCACUAGCUCUAGCAGUCUUCUUCAGGGACGAGACAGCGUAGUGUGCAGAGGGCAUGAGCUCAAGUUGUGAAUCCAACUUGCUUCCUGUAUUGCGCUGCUGUUUCGAUUCACCAUGGCUGGCCUUGGGUACACUGUAUGCCUCUUGGUGACUGUGGCAUUAGUAUGCUCCGCAGAGCCUGCGCAAGGUUCCCAGAAGGUCCCCGAAACCAGGGAGGAAGUGAUCGCCAGCUUCGCAAGCUGGGUUCAGAGAGUAGGAGAGAAGCAUGCCGCCUGGGAGCGAGCUGCCAAGACCGCUACCACCGCUGACGAGUUUGCUAGCAAGGUCGGCGAAACCGUGAUUGUGGUUGAUCAGAGUGGAGCUGGAAACUUCAAGACUGUCAACGAAGCUUUGAAUUCUAUCCCGGAGCACAGCAAGUCACCGGUCACUAUUAAAGUGAACGCCGGAACUUAUAAUGAGAGGGUGGUUAUUCCCAAGUCUAAGGAGUUCAUCACAUUGCAAGGCGCAGGUCGUGAUGUUACCAAAAUCACAGCAAGCAAUGCAGCUGGUAACUCUGGUACAACGUACACAUCGGCGACGUUUGGCGUCAGCGCACCUCACUUCACCGCCAGAAACAUCAGUUUUGAGAACUCGUCUCCUCCUCCCGACGGCGGAGCUCAGCAACAAGCCGUGGCGCUACGGACCACCGGUGACAUGAACGCCUUUUACGGAUGUGCCUUCUAUGGUCACCAAGACACACUGUACGACCAUAGAGGCCGCCACUUCUUCAAGGAUACUCUCAUCGUCGGCACUGUGGACUUCAUUUUUGGCGACGGAAAGUCUCUGUACAAGAACUGCGAGCUGCGCGUGUUGCCGUCCUCAGGUGGCUCGUUAACAGCCCAGAAAAGACUGAGUGGGAGUGAGGACACUGGCUACUCGUUUGUGAAUUGCAAAGUUACCGGCUCCGGGCCGCCUCAAGUGUACCUCGGCCGUGCCUGGGGUCCCUAUUCUCGUGUGAUCUUUGCUUUCACUGAAUUCGCCAACAUCAUCAAACCCGAAGGAUGGUAUAACUGGGGAGACCCCUCCAGGGAAAAGACUGUGUUCUACGGGAUGUACAAGUGCUUCGGCCCCGGUGCUAGCUCCCCGUCGAGAGCUUACUACUCAAAAGAGCUUACGGAUGCCGAGGCUGCACCAUUCCUGAGCCUCAACUACAUUGAUGGGGGGCUUUGGGUGAAGGAAGGAAUCUAAGCUGAAGAGCGUGAUGCCCCGGUGGAUUUGCAAUUGAUCGAUUCUGUGCGCAGAUGGGCCACAUUGGUCUUGAACCUCUUGAACCGAGGAUUUCUGUUUUGUCGACUGAAGAUUGUGAAAAGCAAACCAUUCGCGAAGAUUUGGAAAACUGCUGUAGCGGUUGUGAGUUUUCUGCUGACUUGAUGGUUCCGGGAGGCGGGUGCAUCGCUCGCAGAAAAGAUUACUCCAUAUACAAUGGUGUUCGAGUCUUUAAUAAGAGAUUCGGUGGAGAGCUUUUGUUUUAGAGCCAAUGCGGCAUUCAAAUGAGAAUACUGUGGGUCCGCAAAUCUUUUGAAGAUCAUGACUUAGUUUAGCUGAAAUGAAGAUGUAGAGCAACUGUUUUACCUCUCAUGACGGGUGACGUUUUCAUUUAGUGAAUCGAUUAUAUUUUUCCAACCUGGUGCACAUCCACAUGUAAACUGCUGCCUCUGUCAUGAUAUAUUCUCAAGCGAUCCUAAGAGGCUGGUUAGAAGUCACCAUCUCCCCCUUUUUAGUGAACUUGUGUCAGCAUACAACUAAAUACACAUUGUUUCUGUCA
Messenger RNA from Physcomitrium patens, 1981 nucleotides. Its product is annotated as putative pectinesterase 53. The record is from RefSeq and is a predicted model, not a curated record. Gene Ontology annotation, molecular function: pectinesterase activity. Gene Ontology annotation, biological process: pectin catabolic process; cell wall modification. NCBI's taxonomy places the organism in Eukaryota, Viridiplantae, Streptophyta, Bryopsida, Funariales, Funariaceae.